Chaetomium strumarium is the source of this 3393-nucleotide messenger RNA. RefSeq lists its product as uncharacterized. The transcript has a single exon. The record is from RefSeq and is a predicted model, not a curated record. The coding region runs from base 264 to 3053 and encodes 929 amino acids. Lineage: Eukaryota; Fungi; Ascomycota; Sordariomycetes; Sordariales; Chaetomiaceae. Gene Ontology annotation, cellular component: Set3 complex; Rpd3L-Expanded complex. Gene Ontology annotation, biological process: regulation of DNA-templated transcription.
UCGGGCGUUUGACCAGGUUCAUUCCACUUGCGACAGUGCGUUGAGACGAGCAGUAUUAUUGCGACCGAGUGCGACGUCGCACGCCGCGCACCCGAUCCGUGUCGGCGGAUGACACUCGCGUCGUCUACAUUGGUCCUCUCAGCCCGCAUCACUCGAAUUCAAUCGCGUCGAGUCGCGCGACAAGCAUGCCGUUCAGACCGGCGAGAUAAAGUAUCCGCACAAUUUCUCAGUCGUUCGGCCGCCGCGAGGCUUUUGUCAGGAUUAUGACAGACAGGCUGCCGCCGCUGUCCACGCCGAUCGCGCUUCCGAGCCAGCCUGCGUUCUCUCUUUCGAGCGCCGUCCCAGAUCGAGAUGUUGCUCGAAAGCAGGAAACUGUAGACGAAGAGCCAUACACCAUCAAGUGUAUCUGCAACUUCGCUGACGAUGACGGAAACACGAUAUUCUGCGAGACAUGCGAGACAUGGCAGCAUAUCGAGUGCUACUACCCAGACUCGGUCGAAGAUGCCCUCCGAGCCGACUUCGCACACUCCUGCGUUGAGUGCCAACCGAGGUCCUUGGACCGUCAACAGGCGAUCGAGCGUCAGAGGGCGAGGGCCAUUGUGCCCAUUGUGGAAGAGGCAGCCGACAAGAAACCAAGGCGUCCGCCGUCAAAAAGCCACAAGAAGAAGGCUAAGCCAUCGGAGCUUCACAUUAACGGCAUUCACCAUGGCGCCUCCGAGAGCACGAAGCAUGUCAAUCCCCACGACAAUCUCCUCCAUCCCGCAAAGAAAACCAAAACGUCACACAAAUCCAAUCAAUCAGUCAGCUCACAAGCACCGAAGCGCAGUCCUUCCCACGGGACCGCAAAGCCUCAGGUUCAGCCUCUGAGUCCCGCGACCACACCGCCCGAUCUUCCAGACGACUUCGAACUGCACAACUAUUCGUCGGCCUUCUUGUCACGUUACAAUGACCGGACUUUCAAGAUCGUCAACACGAAUAGCUUUGCUGGAUUGCAGGUUUCGAAUACCAUGUCGGCUUGGCUGCGCGACCCAGAAAAGAUGCAGAAAGAAACAGGCUUGUCAUACAGCGACGUUUUUCAGAAACUCCCUGCCCAUAUCGAAUCAAUACGGGUUAAGCCAGAGGUUGAACAAACCCAGGAGGUCAUCCCGCCGGAUACUGUUGUUCAGUGGCAGUGUCUCACGGCGCCAUCAGCAAUUGAUAAGGACGUUCCGCUCAUGGAAGUCAACGGCCAAAUCGGUUUCCAAGCCCUGUAUUGUGCCGAACCCGAGAAUCGCUGGGCUGAGCUCACCGCGCCGCUUCCGUUUGUCCUUUUCCACCCACUGCUUCCACUCUACAUUGACACGAGGAGAGAAGGCUCCGAGGCUCGAUUCGUCCGAAGAAGCUGCAGGCCAAACGCUGUCCUCGAAACAUACCUUUCAUCAGGCAGCGAAUACCAUUUCUGGUUGGUGAGCGAUCGACAAAUUGCGGCGAGAGAGCAGAUUACAAUACCGUGGGAUUUCCGGUUUCCGACUACCGAAAAGGCGCGCGCUCUCCGGAUGCUUGGUCUUAGCGACGACACUUCGGAUGAUACGAGUGUUGAUGAGAACGACUACCAAAAAUAUGCCGGCUGGGUCCAUCUCAUUCUUUCGGAACAUGGGGGCUGUGCAUGUAACCUCGGCCCGGAGUGCGCAUUUGCACGGUUCCGCCGGAACUAUCUAGCGAAGACGCAGCAGCGCGCCCACCCACCCAAGUCCAGAAAGAGGAAGACUAAAACACAGCAUGCCAUCUCACCCACAAGCACCGGACAUGCAACGAACAGCCGGGCUCCUAGCGAGGGUCAUUUGGAAGACGAGCAGCACCGGAGAUCUCUAUCUAGCUCUUCGCGGAGCAAGCCACCUAGUCGGGACAUGACUCCCACAGCACGUCAAGGCUCAUUUGAUACCCUCGGCAUACUCACCGAGCCCACGGACCGGGACAAAAGAAAAGUCGCCAUGGUUGAAGACACAUUCCGCCGCCUGGAGCAGCAGCAACAGCAGCCGCAACGCAAACGGAAACGAGUGUCUGAUGGCACGGGAACCUCCCAGGCGAAAGCGUCAAAGACUGGCUCCGCAACCCAGACUCCAACCCUCCCGAGCGGUUUUCACGAGCGUGAGUACAUGGACGUUGGAACCGGUCCGUCGAUGAGUAGUCCCGGGUCACCCAGCGAUGUGGGCGCUGCCUACACCAGGCCUACCCGGAAGAACCCCGGUUCCAGGAAUACAUCGGUGUCAGCCCGUUCUCGACCUGUCUCAGUUGCGCCGCAUCGAAAUUACCGCGAUGCUGCCGUGCAAACGGACCUUCCUCAAGCCGACGCAAAGACUCCGGUGCGGAGAGUAGGUUCUUGCCUACGGAAGCGGCUUCUGGAGAACUGGCACCAAGCGCGCCUCGAAGAGGAAGAGAGGGCGAAACGCCGUGUGGUAGAAGGGCCACCCUCCAUUGGAGCAGAUGCAGAUAACCCCGUCGGCCACGGUACGCCGUUAGCGGCAUCUUCUCCGACGAAAGAAGCUGAGAAAAGCUUGACUGCCAAGGUAGUGGGCCUCCAAGACUAUCCAAUAUCAGAUGCGCGGCCAGUGUCGCCGAAAAACACCAGCAUCAACGAAAGCAUUAACGAAACCUCGACGACAAGUUCCGCCAAACCCAAAUCACCCGACCUACGAGUACAGUUGCCUCCCGUCCCGGCCUUCGAAAGCCCCACGUCCGCUCAUUCAUCAAUAUCCACCCCUGUGUCCGCGGGAACGGCAACGGUCCAGUCGCCGUUCUCGAUGUCCGGGUUUCCAAGUCCAUUCGCGCCGCCAUCAGUCAACGGCGUGGCCGCAACGCCGAGUCCGGUCAAGAAAAAGCUCAGCCUCAGCGACUACAAGAGCAGAAUGAACAAAGCUGCGGUUGCCCGGCCACCGCUAGCCACUACACUGCUUAGGCCUUCAAGUUCGGAGGACCCCAAGUCGGCCACGAGUACAGAGGGCGGCGGCGCCGUGAGCUCUCCAACAGCGGAACGGAAUAAUGAAACCGGAACGAAAUCUGCUACACAUACGUGAUGCGGGUUAUUGAGGAAACCGAGCAAGGAAAAAGACCUUCGCAACGGCGGGUUAAGCACUGUAUUAGUACAUAGACAGCGAGAAAAGUCCGGUCGAGUGCAAAGACCACACGACACGGCGACGGCUUGGUUUGGCUUGGGCAUUCUCAUCUUUACUGGCUGCGGUAUAGAGCCCGCAUAGGGGAGGUUUCUCCGUCUUUCACCUUUCUCUUAUCAAGGGGCGGCUAUAUCUUUAAUUCCAAUUGGGACGGACGGCGUUUCGAUGGGUCGGAUGGAAACUAGGGUCGGUUUUCCCGGGACCGGAAAUGGUGGGGAAACGCGGUCUCUUCCGGGUAUGGCAA